Messenger RNA from Rhineura floridana, 15126 nucleotides. RefSeq names its product TBC1 domain family member 1 (gene TBC1D1). The record is from RefSeq and is a predicted model, not a curated record. The coding region runs from base 835 to 4668 and encodes 1277 amino acids. Lineage: Eukaryota; Metazoa; Chordata; Lepidosauria; Squamata; Rhineuridae. The transcript is spliced from 22 exons.
GAAGCGAGGGAGCUGAACGGAAAACCCGCGUUUCUGCCACAAUCUGCUUCCUCUCAACUGGAGAGCUCUUGGCCAAGGCCCCGCCUCUUCCCCAAGGCUUUGCUCGGUGCCUCCGUCAGGCGACUUGGCUAGCCUGUCGAAACUUCUAUUUUUAUAGUCCUCCUGUAUUCCUUUCCUCGCAGAAAGAGACCGCCCUCCGCGGCUUGGCUCUGCCCUUUUGCCGCCGCCUCUCCCUUGAGAGAAGCGGAAGCCGGCAUCAGGUAAAGCGAAGGCUGAGGAAGGAGUCAGUCAGGACCCAUCCAUCAGUGCAAGUGCCGGCUUGUUGCUUUUGCUCGGGUUUUGGGUGCGGGUGAUUUCCCUCCUCCCGCUCAGCAGCGCCCUCAGGGAGAGGCGGCAUGGCCCAGAAAGGAGUCGACUGAAGGAACAGAACGGCCGCCCCAUCCGUUUUUCCACAAGCGAAGCUGCCUGGUCGUCUCUCUCUCUCUUUGACAGGCUCCCAGGGGAGCGAGCUGAGCUAGUCACGUACUAAACGAAUCAACAGGAGGGAGGCACCAUCAGUCACUUUUGUCACCCUGCGGCUGCUGCUGCUCACUUCCCUGUCGCCGCUUCUUGCGGCUUGACCAAAGAAUAUGCUCAUGGAGGAGGGCAGGGAGCCUGAGUUCGACUCUUCUGCCUUCCUCUCUUCAUCUUACCCGUGCACCCACUUUGGCGACGUCUGUGCUGCCUCUUCCUCGCAGUGAUACCGCAACCAGCACUUCCUUUCAAGGGAGCGCUGCUGCACGCACCCUGUAUUGUUGAAUUCUAAGCCUCUGUAAUAAAUUGGAUGACUCAAAAAUGGAUCCCAUAUCAUUCAGAGUUAAAAAUCCUGCAACAUCCAGUGAUGGCUCCAUAGACUUCAGUCUCCAGCUAGUAGGUUCUCUGCCGGUACAUUCGCUAACCACGAUGUCAGUACUCCCUUGGAUUGUGGCUGAGAUUCGGCGACUCAGCACACAGCCUACCACCAGCCAAAUCCGGCUUUAUGUCUCACCAGCCAGGGUGCAAUGUGAAACAGACACAGGGAAAAGCCAGCAAUGGGAUCCUCUGAAUUGUUCCAGCCUGUUUGGGUGUAAACCACAGCAUGUCCACAAACUGAUUCACAACAGUCAUGAUCCGAGCUAUUUUGCUUGCUUAAUAAAAGAUGAAGCAGUAAACCAGCAAAGUAUCUGUUAUGUGUUCAAAUCUGAUGAUCAAACAAAAGUGCCUGAGAUCAUAAGCACUAUCAGACAAGCUGGAAAGAUUGCACGCCAGGAAGAAUUUCAGAAUAACCUUUCAGAUGUUGAAGAUCCUUUUAGCAAAAAAUUUGAGGUGCUAUUCUGUGGCCGAGUGACAGUAGCGCACAAAAAUGCACCCCCAGCACUCAUAGAUGAAUGUAUUGAAAAAUUUAACGAUGUUAGUUAUACCAAAAACUGGGACUCUGCUCCAUUCGCUAAGCAACAUGAAACAGUCAACCACUCUGGAGGAUUUUCCAUAAGUGAUAAAUUCCGUUCUGUCUUCCAACCCUUAGUUAAUGAACAGCAGGAGAAAAAGCCUAUGAGAAAAUCCUACUCUCAGCCUGGACUGCGUUCUUCUGCUUUCAAGAGACAUAUGCCAGCAGGAUGCCCCAGAAGUAGCAGCUUUGCCAGAUCCUUUGAUGAAGAUGCCAUUUCUCUGAACUUAAAAAGUCGAUUUAUUCAUGGGCAAAAUGUGCAGCCAACAGAUAUUGCAGGGAAUCGGAUUAUGUUGUUCACGAUUGGCCAGUCUGAAGUUUACAUCAUCAGUCCUGACACCAAAAAAGUUGUUAUCGAGAAAAGCUUUAAGGAAAUUUCUUUUUGCUCUCAGGGAAUUAGACACGUGGAUCAUUUUGGAUUUAUCUGCAGAGAGUCUUCAGAAAAUACAGGCUUCCAUUUUGUCUGUUACGUAUUUCAAUGUACAGAUGAAGCCCUGGUUGAUGAAAUCAUGAUGACUUUGAAACAGGCAUUUACAGUAGCUGCUGUCCAACAAACUGCUAAAGCGGAAUUCCAACUCUGUGAAGGGUGUCCCAUGCAGAGCCUGCAUAAACUCUGUGAAAAGAUAGAAGGGAUGCAUCCUUCUAAAACUAAACUGGAACUCCAAAAACAUCUAACAUUGCUGAACAACCAGGAGCAGGCCGCAAUCUUUGAAGAAGUUCAGAAAAUAAAGCCAAGAAAUGAACAGAAGGAGAAUGAGUUAAUCAUCUCUGUUCUGAGAAGUAUGUAUGAGGAAAAACAGAAGGAUCAUAUUCACCUUAGUGAAGUCAAGCAGACCUCACAGUCUUCAGUAGAGGCCAUGGGAAAUGAGAUGCCAAGCAGCAUACCCCGCUUCCGACUGGAUAUGUUGAAGAACAAAGCUAAAAGAUCACUGACAGAAUCAUUAGAAAGUAUUUUAUCUCGAGGAAAUAAAGCCAAAAGUCAACUGGAAAGUUCUGGAAGUAUUGAUUUGGACAGCUCCUUAUCUAGCACACUAAGUACUACAAGUAAAGAAACCUCUCUGUCUGAGAAAGAAGGCCUCCUUCCCCCAGAGAGCCCUCUCAAGGCAAAUGGAUCUGUAGGCAAUCUUUCAAGUGAGCCAGAAAGCCCAUCUACUGAACAGUCUGCGAAACCAGCUUACCAGGGGUUUAGAAGACGAGCUAAUACCCUGAGCCAUGUGCCAAGUGAAAGCCAGGAGGCCUCAGAACCCACAGAAGCAUCUCCAUCUGUUCCCCAAAGGAAACUUAUGAGGUAUCAUUCUGUGAGCACAGAGACUCCUCACCAGCAAAACAACUCUAAAACCUCUUCCGAUCAGUCACUACCUGCUUCUCCUCCUUCAGCUUGUCUUCUUCAUCCCUCAGCCUCUUCACCCAAUUUCUUAAAACAUCUUAGGUAUAAUUCAAGUGGAGAACAAAGCGAGCAUGCUGUGUCAAAGAGCUAUACUCUCAGCACCUCCUACCGUUCUGCUCUACGGAAAAAACUUCACUCUUCCUCUUCUGUGCCAAACUUCUUAAAAUUUCUGGCUCCUGUAUAUGAAAAUAACACCUCUGACUUUAAGAACACAAAAAGUGACUACAAGCCCAAGUCAGAGGAAGCAGAUUCUGUCUGUGAAAGCCCUGUGAGGACCCGCCGGCAUUCAUGGAGGCAACAAAUAUUCCUAAGAGUAGCAACACCACAGAAAGGAUGUGAUUCUCCCAGUUGGCAUGAUGAAUACUCUGAGUUGGGAGAGCUUCCCCCUAGAUCACCAUUACAACCAGUUUGUGAAGACAGCCCCUUUAGGACAGUAAAAGAAGAAAGGAAGAGGACAUCCAAGGAGCUUCGGGAACUGUGGCAAAAAGCAAUUCUGCAGCAGAUACUACUACUUAGGAUGGAAAAGGAAAAUCAAAAGUUGCAAGCUUCUGAAAACAAUCUGCUAAACAAACGUCUGAAGCUUGAUUAUGAAGAAAUCACCCCAUGCCUCAAAGAAAUAACAUUGGUCUGGGAAAAAAUGUUGAGUAUGCCAGGAAGAUCAAAGAUGAAGUUUGAUAUGGAAAAAAUACAUUCUGCUGUUGGGAAAGGAAUUCCCAGGCAUCACCGGGGUGAGAUCUGGAAGUUUUUAGCAGAACAAUACCAGCUUAAGCAUCAGUUUGCACAUAAACAGCAACCAAAGGAUACACCUUACAAAGAACUCUUAAAGCAACUAACCUCUCAGCAGCAUGCAAUACUUAUUGACUUAGGCCGCACCUUUCCAACACAUCCAUACUUCUCGGCCCAGCUUGGAGCUGGGCAGCUGUCCCUUUACAAUAUCUUGAAGGCUUAUUCCCUCCUGGAUCAGGAAGUUGGCUAUUGCCAAGGCCUUAGCUUUGUAGCAGGUGUGCUGUUGCUUCAUAUGAGUGAGGAAGAGGCUUUCAAGAUGCUCAGGUUCCUAAUGUUCGACAUGGGCCUUAGGAAGCAGUAUCGACCUGACAUGACAAUUUUACAGAUCCAAAUGUAUCAACUUUCUCGACUUCUUCAUGAUUACCAUAGAGAUCUCUACAAUCACUUUGAAGCACAUGAAAUUGGACCUAGUCUGUAUGCUGCCCCCUGGUUUCUUACCAUGUUUGCCUCUCAGUUUCCAUUGGGGUUUGUGGCUAGAGUAUUUGACAUGCUGUUUCUCCAAGGAUCAGAAGUUAUAUUUAAAGUGGCUUUAAGCCUGCUGGGAAGCCAUAAGCCCUUAAUUCUGCAACAUGAAAACUUGGAAACCAUAGUUGAUUUCAUUAAAUGUAUUCUCCCAAACCUGGGUUUGGUACAGAUGGAAAAAACCAUAAACCAGGUAUUUGAGAUGGAUAUCUCCAAACAGCUGCAAGCUUAUGAAGUUGAAUACCACGUACUUCAAGAUGAAUUGAUAGAUUCUUCUCUCAAUGACAAUCAGAGGAUCGAUAAAUUAGAAAAAGCCAACACCAGUUUACGCAAACAAAACUUUGACCUUCUUGAGGAACUUCAGAUGGCAAAUGGAAAGAUCCAAAACUUACAAGUCAUGGUUGAGACUUUGCUUAACAACGAAAGCAAGCUGAGGCAGACAAUUCUCACUCUAGAACUGGAAAGGAAAGAAUUGCUGAAGACAGUAAAGGAGUUGCACGUGCACUCAGCAAGCCCCAGUGGAAAACCUCUACUUACCAGGCAAGAGCAUAUGGAUGCUGCUAACUGACAGCUGCAGACAUAAUGUAGGAGGAAAGUUCCACACAGACAAAAGGUCACUGUUAGAAUCUUUCACAUUGUCCUUUGUAUUGUCCAUGCCUUAACUUCAGUUAAGUGAAACAAAGACUUUGCACAGAAAAGAAGCAUGUACUAAUGGAAGAAAGCCUUGCUUGUUCCCCGUCUCAGAUUCUUUUGACUGAUACAUAUAUGCAAUACAACAAGCAGAAGGACCUUUAUGCUGCCUUUCUUCUUUUUUGCUUUUGACUGAUACUUCUUCUCCACUGUAAACAUUUCCAGUUCCAAUCUACAGUAAAUGCUUCUCUACCCAAGGGCUUCAUGUUGCUUAUACAUUAAGCAUUUAGGAAUCUCCUAUGUGUGCUGCAAAGGGGCUGGAGAAUUACAGCCCUAGGAGUUCCUGAACGGAUUCCUUUCUCCUAUUUAAGGGGCUACAAUAUUCAUCUGUGAUUGGGCCUAAUAUGUUUCUGAUACCUUUGGCUGAAGCUGAAGUGGGUUCAGCUUAUUUACACUGUGUUUUUGAAACCCUGUUGUUGCCUGAAGACUUCAGCUUAGUGAACCCAGCAAGCCAAAUUUCACCAUAUAACUUUUGGGAUUGCCAUCAGUUGUUACAAAUAUGAUAUCUUAAUAAUGGUGAUUGGUUUUAACGUCCAACUUUAUAGUAUGGUUUAAUGCUCUGAUAGAAUAGAUAAAAUACAGGAUACUACUUUUUCUGUAAUACAUGUUUUGACAGAGUCUGACACUUUGAUUUUAUUAUGAUGGAUCAUGCCUUAAAGUGUCAUUUUAUUUAUUUUUGCAUCAUUGUAAGUUGUAAGCCUUUGGUUUCCAAGUGGUAAUCUAAUGACUGUCAGUUUUAAUUUUAAUAGUUGUACACUCAGCCCACUCUAGUGGAAUUUUGUACUUCAAAACAUUACCUCCUGAGAUUGUGGGGGUACAAACACUGGUUGCAUGAAUGACAUACUUACAGUGUAAUCCUAUGCAUGUCUACUCAGACUGGGUUCAUUGGGGGUUUAUUUCCAGGUAACUGGGUAUAGGUUUGCAGUUUUACACAGAACAGCUGAUUGUCAUUUGAAUUAGGAGUGUGCACUCUCAACAAAGCACCUUUUGGAUAAGGUUAUAUAUUUAAAAAUACAACCUUUUCUCUUCAUAUCAAUGAAAGUAUUCUUAAGACAGUUAAAAGCACUUCAGUAAUUACAGGUAGUAUAGUAUUCCACAGUAAGCAGCUCAACAUUUUAUCACAGAAGGAUCAAUUGGUAAGACAAAUUUGUUUUUUUUUAAAUAUAUUUGUUGGCUUGAGAUUUAUGGGCAUUUACCUUAACUAGUAAUGUUAUAAUUCAUAAACAAAUUAUGAGUUCAACAGUGGUUGACAAUUUAAGGUAAAUCCAGAAAUGUUAAGAUCAAUGGGGGAUUUACCAUUGACUUCAGUGGGAUGUGGGCUUCAAUUUUGGGGCAUAUCUUCACAUCAAACUGAAACUGAUCUAAUAGUAAUUCCCUCUGGCAAAAAAAAGUCAGAUUGUAUUCUUUGAGGGGCUAGAGAGAAUGUUACCCUUACCAAGCUAAAUUUGCAGAAACCAUGUCUAACUGGCAUAAAAUUGUUAUAUGUUGUAAUAAAGAUAAGCCCCAACUAUCAUUUAUGUUGCAUGAAGAGGACAACUGGCUCCUUGAACUUCUCGUGUAAAAGUUGUCCUUUCAAAUUCAUUGCCUGGUUUUGCAUCCAUCCCUAAACAUAAACAAAAUCUUCUUGAUUAUGUUGGCACUGGGAGUCAACACUUCACCAUUCACGUUUUUACUUUUAAAAUUAUUGUUUCAUUUUGGGUACUUCAGAAUUUUACUAUAUUUUUUCUUGUGAGUGUCCAGCAAUGUUGUAUUUGGGCAAAAGCAAUAACUGAUAUAUAGGCUUUUUAACACUAAAAAAGCAAUAAAAAUCUAACAUAGCUAAAUUCAUUUUGUGAUGUUCUUAACUACAGAAUAGUGUCUCCUGCUGUAGUCCUGUGGAUUAUUAAAUAUAAAUAUGAACAACCAGUUAGCAGAAGAGGCCAUAAACUCAUGGGAUCUCUGGAGGCUGCCUAAACAGCAAGUUGAUGAGUCUUCCUCCACAGAGAUUACCACCAUCAGGCUGACUUGUUCUUUUCCUAGUAUGCCUCUUCCUUGAUGUGAGUGCCUGCCCCUUAUAGCCAUGUUUACUUCCAGAUCAGAUAGGAAUUCACUGGUUUGCACUUAAGCAAUCUGGGACAUCAAAAUGAUGCAAGGGAAAUAUUACUAAUUAUGUGGUUAAAUUGUACUUCAAACUCUACUCUGUUGAGGUGAGAUUUUGCAUGAGGAUGGGGGUAUGUUACUUUGGCUAGCAUUCUUCUUCAGUACAUCACAAAAAGGGAGAAAGAGUACAGUAGGGCCACACUAAUACGGCGGGUUACAUUCUGGACCCCCGCUGUAAAGCGGAACCCAUUGAAUAGAAUGGCGUGCGAUGCCCAAAAACCGCCAUAAAAGCAGAACAAGCACAGUAUGAGUGGGGUUUUAGUCUAAUUGUGUCUAAUUGAGACCGCUGUAUUAGUGAAUCGCUGUAUUAGCGAAUAACUGUAAAGCGGGGCCCUCUGUAUCUCAAGCCUCAUGAAGAACAUUUUCUCCACGUAGUAAGGGCAAUGUUGCAGUUGUUUCCCCCCCUCCACAGAUGCUAGGAUUAAACUGGGGUUUCCCAUAGCAACAAUACAAAGUUUAAAUGACAAACACAAAUCUGUAAACAUGAGUAUGCCCACAUUGGAGAGCCAUGGUUAAAUCAGGGCUACCAGAUCUGUGUACAUGGAAGAUCAACCCUUUUGCAUCUGUCAGUCAUACUUGGGUAUUUGCUACGGGAAACUUAGAUGAACCUGCAGCAAAUAUAGUUGCUUCAUUAAGUGUGUGGGCAACUGAUUUUGCCAGCAAUAGCUUUCGAUUUCAGGACAAGACAUUCUGGUUUUCCUCACUGUGGGCAAUAUUCUCCCUACAGAACUUUAUCCAAAUCUGCUAAAUUUGCAAAUCCCCAUGUGAAUAAAGAAUUGUACAGCAGCUGUAUUAUGAUUUUCCCUUGCUUACACAGAAUUGUAUAUACUGUGUUAAUUAUUCUUCUCCUGCAUUUGUAAAUUUCCCACCCUGAAAUUUAAGGAUACAAAUGACAUGAGCUGGGCAGAGUGAGGUUUAGGUUCUUUAAAUAAAUCCUGCAGAAUUCAGGGAGUUCAGCUGAAGAAUUAAUAGGAAUAUUGCUAUGUGGAUGAAAGCUUCUAGCUCAGUGAUUCAGCACAUUCUAUGCCCGCUGGGCACUUUCUCACUGUUUUGGUUUGAAAGAAAAUGUGUUCCUGCUCAGACUCUUCUCUUGCUAGUUGAGGAACAACCAACCCCACAGAGCUGGCAAUCUUCGGGGUUUAAGAAAGACAAUAGGAUUGGGAAAGGGAGGGCAAUACAUAUAAGAACCCCAUGGAAUGGAAUUUAAUGAAAUGAUUGUUUUCUUUGUAUAUUUGUACAUAAUUACUUUGAAUAUAUUGAAGGUGUAGGGAAGGGUGGACAUGGGCAGGAACAGAAGCCAUGGCCCCUAAUGAGUACGAAUUUGGAAGGAAUUUGAAAGAGUGAGAAUAAGUGAGAGGGUUUGUUGGUGGAGGCUUAGCUGAGUGGAAGUCCUGUAUCUCGAUGGGAUGUUAGGUUUUCCAUUGUAACUUGCUGUGAGCCUUCAAAUUAAUAAAUGGGCACUAGCAGGGCUGGCUUCACAAGCUGGGGCUGUCUCCCUUAGUGGCUUCCUUUAACCUAGAAGGGAUGGGGAUAAGCAAACAGAUAAUGCCCAUGCUGAUUCUGUCUGUGUAAAGUGAGAAUGGCAGUACAGCUGGUAUGGUGAGCCCUUCACCAGUCUUGGAAUCCCAAGAAAUGCCUGACUGUUCUACCCUUGGGAGCCAGCUCUGGAUACCAAGGGCUUGCCUUCUUCAAGAGACUUUCACCAUAGAUAGAAUAUGGAAGGCACAUGAAAGUUGGCAGGAAGUCAAAUUACCAGCCAGGCACUACCUCUGCAAGGAAUAUUUGAUGCUCACAGUAUCUUUGCUUUAUAUAACUUAACAGGAACAUGGGUCAUGGGGCUGCCAGGAAACACUCCUUUCUUCUAAACAAUUUGAAGUACCCGGAAUCUAGUACCUCAAAGCAGGCUUUUUCAGUCUAACCCCAAAGCUAGCCAAUAAAACAAGCUCUUGUUUAUGCCACUGAGAUUUAAAAGGGUUUAUUGUGCUGAUAAACUGGGACAACUGGUUAUUACGUUAACAAGAAAACAAGACUGAAUUUGGACUGUAAUUAUAUAUACCGUGCUGGGAUUUUAGCAAAACAAGCUAUAUGGGUUUGUGAAAAGCUGGCAUUUAAAACGCCUUAUAUUUGCAAAGAAAAAACUUCACGUGGAUGAUGACUGACCUUACCUCAUAUCUGGAAAUUGCAAGCAAACUCUUAGAGCCAAUCUACGCAUUCAGAAAAAUUCUAUGAAAUAGCCCUUCUAGGAUUGUACCCUUUUAAAAUGCAGGAUGGGGGGGUGUCACAUGGUUGAUUGUUCCCCACGUAAAAUGCCCUUCAUGCAUAGACAACUAGGAAAAGUGUUAGGCUACAUUUCCACAGACAGAGCGGGGCAUUUAACCAUGCAGUUCCCUGUCAGCAUUACGAACUGAUGCAGCCUCAAGGGUGCUAGACCAUAUUAUUCUUGUGAAUAUGUAAAUCAGCCCAUACUCAGGCCCAUUUUUCUUGCAUAAUUUUGCAGGCGGGGGAGAGACUAUGAAAACAAUAUCUUGACCAGAACAAUUUAGAUGUGUUCGAUUCUAUGAGAAGAUGAUCACAUCACACACAGUUGCCAUGGAGGGAAUGAGGUCUUAAAAAAAAAUACUGAUGUACUUAAGCACCUAUCUCUCAAAGGAAUGUUGGACUUUUCUAUACUGCACAUUUGCUGUGAGCCAAUGUUGAGUUGACUUACCUGUCAAAUGACCUGCAAGGCAUGCUCUGAAAAUACUUCAAUGCAAUGGCUAUAUCUGGAUGUGAUGCAGGCCGCUGAUGCUAGCAGGCACUGUGUUGACAUGGUUCAAAUCAUGCCACUUUGAGGAGGCUCAAAUGUUCCUUCUAAAUUUUUAGCAAGACAAAAAUAUGUGCAGUAAUAUUGUUACCACAAGACUUUUGUGGCUGCUGAGUCUUGACCAAGAUUUCCAGCCCUGUGCACCCUCCAUCUGCCUUUGCCGGUUCCACCUUGUCCCAAAGGUGAUAAAGUCUAUUUUACAUAUGAACGUAGUAGGAAGUUGCCUUACACUGUCAAACCCACUGGGCCAUCCAGUUCGGUAUUGUUUACACUGACUGGAAGCAGCUCUCCAGGGUUUCACACAGGGAGUCUCUUCCAGCCCUAUCUAGACUGAUGCUGUACCAGGGAGCUAUGGCCCUUCCCCAGCAUAUAUUAUGCACAUAGCAUGUUUUUCAUGCUAUUUGUGGGGAAGAGGUUGGUGGUUCUAUCCACAAGUGCACAAACCUACACCGGUUUUUUCCUCUGCGGCUGUACUGCUUCAGAAUGGUAGGAAUGUGUAAUUGGACUGUUCUUGAGAUGUGAAGAAAUGUAAAGGUCUUUUUGAAAAGAACAGUUUGAGAGCAGAUUGGGUUCAAGGUAAAAGAUAAACAUUUUGGGGGACGGUUUCUAUGGCACGGCAGGGCCUAUGUGAAUAAAUGUUUUGACUGAAUUCAACAGCAGUCUGGAACUUCAGAUGAAGGCAGAUGGAACACCAGAAUGCAUUGGCAGAAUAAUUUCCAUUCAGACCAGUAUGGUUACUAUAGUCUUAAUCCAGUAAUGGAAAUCUGAUAAGCAGGCAAAUGUAAUGACGGUGAGCAAGAAUUUACUGCAGAGGUAUUAGCCUCGCUGUGGUAAAAUUUGGGUUUCUUCUUUUAAAUGUUAUGUUAAUCAAGGGAUAAGGCUGAGAAGGUAGAGUUGCAAUAUUUAUUUUAUUUUUAAUUGAGGGAUGGGACUGAGAAGGUAGCAUUGCAGUAUUUUAUUUUUAAAAAGCAGCACAUAUGUCUGCAUAACUGAAGCAGUUGUAAAAUUGCUCCACACAACCAUGUUGCUGAUGUCACAGGUGCUGGCCAGUAGGAGCCCACCUCAACCAUAAUAGAAAUUGUUUUUCUCCCUUUCAGAGGAAGAAUUGGGUUUCCUUCUUGCCUUGACCUAUGAAUUCUGCAGAGCAGUUUUUGCCAGGCUCACCCAUAACAAAAAAAAAGUGUGUGUCUUUGGAGGAUAGCAGUGGCACUAUCAAACCACCUCAGCUUUUCUUAAAAUACUAGGUGAAGGGUUGUAGCUCAGUGACAGAACAUCUGCCUAGUAUGCAGAAGGUUCCAGGUUCAACCCCCAGCAUCUCCGACUAGAGCUGGGAGAGAAUCCCUGGCUGAAACCCCAGAGAGCCAUUUGCAAUCAGUGUAGAAAACACUGAACUAGAUGGACCAAUGGUCUGACUCAGUAUAAGGCAGCUUCUUAUGUUGAAGCCAUUUUCAACUAUAGAUGAGCAGAUACAAAUUCUCUGUACCAGUACAGUUCAUGAUUUGAACUCCAGUAAGCUGUAAGAGGGGGGAAUGGAAUGAGAGUUUGGCAUGUUGCCUCUGAAAAUAUGCCUCAUCAGUCCGGGUCACUGUUAUCAAAAAGUCAGCCCUUCCUGGCAGGAUCCCCUGUUUUCUGUCUCUUGCUUUUCAAAGUAUUGCUUUUAAUUUCUUAGGCCAAGUAGUUACAUAGUGCUUUUAGCUGGGCCAUUUCAAUAAGGGAAUACCGCCCCUUUGCUGCAACACUGACUCACUUCCCCCCCCCCCGCCCUGAAAGUUUUAAAAAUCCUUCCCAGUAAACUUGCAGCUAGAAAAUCCUCCUUAGUUUCCAGACACAGCAUGACUUGUCCUGUUUUCCCCAGAUUUAUUUACAUAAGCUAUUGUAAAAUGAAUGAAUGUCUCCUAUUACUCCCACCUGGAGACGGUUUCUCAUACAUUUCCAGCACAGAACCUUCUGUUUUAGCAUAUUAUCCCUGGAGGGAUUUUAUCUCUGAAGCACAGGAAGCUUUUUAAUUGUGGCGGUUGCCUAGGCCUUUUCACAGGUGCAUUGUUUUCAAUUCCUCUGAAGGGGAAUUUUAAUAAUUCCACUGGGCAGAGUGAGUGUUCACUACAGAGGAAUUUCGUGGAUUUUAAUAAUCUCCGGGUAUUCUAUUCAGGGUUGUGGAGUCGGAGUUGGAAGCAAUUUUGGGUGGAGUCGGUAGAAAUGCUAAGGUAAGGUAAAAUACUUUAUUGUUUACAGCCAUAGGCCAUCACAAUCCGGGAAUAAAAAAACAUGAGCAUGGGUAAUUCGCAAGUAAGGCACAUAUAACAAAAUUGCAAAAAUUAUACAUAGAAUUCACACUACCCAUUACUCCAGAGCAUGGGGUGAACCUAGCCCUAUGACAAAUCCCUGCCAACUGUUUAGUAACGAGGCAUCCGGAUGUGCCGCAUAGUCUUGUCCUUUAAAACUAACUAACAUUUUUAAAACUGUUGGACACUUCAAGGAAGUAUUAUUGACCACCGUUAUGAAAGGGUCAUAAUGGAGAGUAUGAGGAGUGAACUGGAGGUUGCAUUUUUGUCCGGGGAACUACAGGUAGGGACAGAUUAAACAGAGUUAUGCUGGUUUGUGCAGUUUAGCACAUUUGGCCCGUAUCUUGUCCGCGGCCGAUGCAAAGUUGGCGACCCUGGAUGUUGUAUAAAUAUCUGUGCCAGCCAAGAGGAUGGCAAUCUGUUCUGGAAUGGCCCUAUCCACCAUGGGGGAAAUUAUAGGUGAUAUAGUUUUCGAUAUCAAGUCCGCAUAAAGGGGACAUCUCAAGAGGUAAUGGGCCAGGUCUUCGACCUCCCCCAUCUGACAUAUACAAACUCGUGCGUGAUAGGGGGUAUUGGUGUAGCGUCCUCGAGGAAGGAAGUGGCCAUUGUUUGUAAUCGAAGGGCCGUGAAUGAUCUCCUCAAGGAGGGUAUUGUUAAGAAUGAGAGAUAUGGUUCCAUGAUAAAGGUGGUUUUAUACCAGGGAUACCAUAUUGAAAAGGUUGAUUGAGAGGCUGAGUACAAGGACCAUCUUUGCGCGUAGAAAUAGAUCCUACCUUUAAAUAGUUUAAUGGCUUUUGCAGAGACAGACUUGGGUAGAAUGGAGAGAGAGAUCCCAUAUGCAACCAGUUUAUGUUUGGUUUGGUGGAGCCAAGGGAACUGAUGUGGUGAUUGCAUCUGUUCCAAGAGACACUUCUUGGGAAGAGAGGAAUCAUCCAUUCCGGACAACCGCAGCCAAUAAGAGCCCAUGGCAGCAUGUACCAGUGAUUCUAGUGGCUGAGAGCCCGUCUCGAGUCUUAACAGAGAGGCUGGAGUACCACGCAGGGUGGCCAGAAUAAACCUGAGAAAGGCAGUCUGAACUUUCUCAAGGGCUCGGUAGAAAUGUACCGACUCCGGCUUCAAAAUAAAUUUUGAUUGUUUAUUCCAGGAAUAUUCAGGUUUCUGUGGGGUACAGGAUGAUGCAGGUGGUAUAAAGGAAAACUUUUAUACUUCAUUACAUCUCUUUUAAGAUCCCUCUCAGAGUCUCAUCAGUUAAUGAAAUAUCCUUAUACAGAGGCAGAUCAUCUAGGCAAACGUUACCUGCUGUGACACUCCAGCAUCUCAGACAGAGACUGCUUGGUAAUCUUUUAACUCAGUCCAAGUUAGCAGCCCAUCAACACUAUGAGAAAUGUCUGCUCAGAAACUACAAUUGGAUCAGAACACAGCAGCUGGAUUGCUGACUGGGACUGACUGCCAGGCAUAUAUAUAUAUCUCCAGUUUUAAAGUGGAUUCUUUUUAUGAAUUUCGUGGCACAAUUCUAAUUGCUGGUUUUAACUUUUCAAGCCCUAUGGCAGAAUAGGGAGCCCAUGGCUCUCCAACUGUUGCUGGACUACAUAGCCUAUGUUUUCUGACCAUUGGCAAUGUUAGGGAAAAUAAGUAUUGUAGUCAACAGCCCAAGGUUGAGAAAGAGAAAACUUGAGACCAUGUGCAUGCAAACUAUUUGAUCUACCACUAUGCUGCUGGACUUUAUUGUCUUACCUUCAUCUCUGCUAGCAGGAAUCAAAGAUUGGGGGGGGGGGGCAGCAGAACCAGUUCCAGGUUUGUGGGGGCCCUUAACAAAGUGCCCUCUGGGAAAUCUCCACUGGCUGUGAGCUUACCUGCCAGGAGUGGGCAGCCUUUCAAUUUCUCUCAGUGCUCAGGAGCAACGACAGGGACAUUGUGGCAAACUAAAAUGGCUGCCUGCACAAGCAGGCAUGAGGUACCAGGACUGGCAUCAGCACCAGCAGACCCUGCCAGGGUGCUGGGGCCCCAGCAGCUGCCCAAGGAUACCAGGUGCUGACACCAGGCCUGGAAAACAGAGCACAAUUGCUUCUGGGCAAAUAAUUAACAGUAUCAAACAUGGAGCAAGAGGGGGAAACUCUGCUUGACAACUGUUGUUUUCAGCAGCAGUCCAGAGUUUCAAUGUUUAGGUUCCUGUGAGAGCAAGUUCACACGGCUCCCAUUUUCUCAUUCAGCUAUAUUUGCAGUGGGCGCUUGUGGUAAACUGAUCACAGCUGAUUCAUGCAAUCAGUUCAUCACGCAAACAAGCUUUUGUGGAUUUUAAAAACAAAGACCAUCUGAAGUGGAGUGUACCAGCAGCACUGAGAAAAUCAGAUCAGGUUGAGAGAGUUUUGUAGGUCAAAGGCAUCAUGGCUCAGCAGCAGAGAGGCAUUUUCUUUGCAAUGGAGCUAAGAAAACUAUUUUUCUCCAUUCCUCCUUUUCCUUUCUUAUCCAACUUCAAAGCUUAACCAAAGUGGAAAGAAAUUUGCCGGUCAGCCUUUGCUUUAAAAAGAAGGAGAAGGUCUGUGAGUUAAAGGAAACCUUCCAAGAAAAACAUGAUAGAGAAGGAGGAAAUGAGAGUUUAACAAACAAAAGACAGCUAGCUUCAAAUGCAACAAAGACUGUACUACUAGCUGGUGGUGCUUCUUUAUAGGGAGACGAUUGGACCCUUGGAUGAUAAGGGAGUCAAAGGUGUACUAAAGAACGAUAAGGAGAUUGCAGAGAAGCUAAAUGAAUUCUUUGCAUCUGUCUUCACAGUGGAAGAUAUAGGGCAGAUCCCUGAACCUGAACUAACAUUUGCAGGAAGGGAUUCUGAGGAACUGAGACAAAUAGUGGUAACGAGAGAAGAAGUUCUAAGCUUAAUGGACAAUAUAAAAACUGACAAAUCACCAGGCCCGGAUGACAUCCACCCGAGAGUUCUCAAAGAACUCAAAGGUGAAAUUGCUGAUCUGCUAACUAAAAUAUGUAACUUGUCCCUUGGGUCCUCCUCCGUGCCUGAGGACUGGAAAGUGGCAAAUGUAACACCAAUCUUCAAAAAGGGAUCCAGAGGGGAUCCCGGAAAUUACAGGCCAGUUAGCUUAACUUCUGUCCCUGGAAA